AGCCUGUUUUAAAGUCUCUGCCAGACUCAGGCUCACAUGCUACUUCCUGGAUGGAAGAAUGGAAAGCUUCCAGCUCAGCUCCAACUAUUCCUUUUCUGUUUUUGCAAGAGCCGCUCCAGCUCCUCUCUGCAUGGACUAUUGCUCCUGCUAGUAGACAAUUCUUUUAUUUUUCUCCCUCCACACCACCCGCGGUACAUAAACUAAAGAGGGCUUCAUCACGACUCCUUUGCCCGUCAUGAAUUUCCGUGAGGAUAUGAAGAAGCUGUUUGCAUGAAGGAGAUUUUAAGCAAGUAGGACUGUGUCUUUGCCAUUGUAACUUCAAGAAUUCCUCGAAACAGAAGCUAGCAUUUGUUGCUGCCGAGUUACAUCUGGCCCCGCGGUUUUGCCUCAGUAACUUGUUUUUUCUCUUAUUCGUUUGCCUUUGCUCUUUUUUGCACGUUUAACUUUUGUCAGUAGUUGGCUUUUGUUGCUCUCGAUGUGUAUUGUGACAUGCGGAGGCUACUGGAAUCGUGUCGCUGGUGGAUCUUUUCUUUGAUUUUGUCUGCCUCUGUGCUUUUCUGGGCCGACUGUCAUCCUGCUCUGACAGAAGGUCAGCUUGGAUCUUUACAAGGAGUGGAGCAUGGAAGAACUGCUCGGAUACGACACAGGAGAGUGGCUGGACUCCCCUACUGGGCCUAUUCAGGAACGUAUGGGCCUGACAGUUGGGUUUCAGCAAAUCCAGAUUGCAGAGGAAAGCACCAGUCUCCCAUCGACAUUGUAGACCAAGAUGCAAAAGUUUCAUCUGAAAAUCAAGAGUUAAACCUUGAAGGUUUUGAUACUGAGUCAUCAAAUAAGACUUGGAUGAAGAACACAGGAAAAACUGUUGCUAUCUUGCUGAAGGAUGAUUAUUUUGUCAGUGGUGCCGGCCUACCAGGCAGGUUCAAAGCUGAGAAAGUGGAGUUCCACUGGGGCCAGAGUAACGCUUCAGCAGGCUCUGAGCACAGCAUCAAUGGCAGAAGAUUUCCAGUUGAGAUGCAGAUAUACUUUUAUAAUUCAGACGAUUUUGACAGCUUCAGUACUGCUGUUAAUGAAAAACGAAUAAUAGCAGCAAUGGCCGUGUUCUUCCAGGCUGGGCAGAAGGACAAUCCCGCAGUGGACUCGAUUAUCCAUGGGCUGAAGGGCGUCGUUCAUCACGAGAAGGAAACCUUUCUGGAUCCUUUUGUGCUGAGAGAUUUGCUGCCAUCUUCAAUUGGAAGCUAUUACCGCUACGCUGGCUCCCUGACAACACCGCCAUGCAGUAAGAUUGUAGAGUGGAUCGUUUUCAGCAGACCGGUGUUUCUGUCGUAUCACCAGCUGGAAGCUUUUUAUUCCAUAUUCACAACGGAGCAGCAGGACCAUGUCAAAUCGGUGGAGUACUUGAGGAACAAUUUCCGACCACAGCAGAGCCUGGACGACAGGGUGGUCUUCAAAUCUGCUGUCAAAGACGCUUGGAUACAGGACCUGACGGACAGUCUGGGGAGUCCGCAUGGAACUGAAGCCUCGAAAGUGUGCAGCAGUGCCCCUGUAAACAUGAAAGUCCAGCCAGUCAACAGCACAGCAUUAGUGGUGAGCUGGAAUAGGCCUGAAACUGUCUAUCACCCUCCCAUCAUCAAUUUCAUGAUCUCAUACAGCUGGACCAAGAACGAAGAGCCCAAUGAGCAGACCUUCUUCAAAGACAGUGACCAGGACCUGGAGGCUGUCAUCAACCAUGUGUCACCAGACAUUCUGUACUUGUUCCGAGUCCAAGCAGUAUGUCAGAAUGACAUGAGGAGUGACUUCAGUCAGACACUGCUCUUUCAGGCAAACACAACUAGAAUAUUUGAAGGCACAAGAAUAGUGAAGACAGGAAUGCCUACUGCCUCCCCUGCCUCCUCAGCAGACAUGGCACCAAUAAGUUCUGGGUCUUCAACAUGGACUUCAUCCGGACUCCCGUUCUCUUUUGUCUCUAUGGCGACUGGAAUUGGACCCUCUUCCAGUGGGAGCCAGGCCACAGUGGCCUCAGUGGUGACCAGCACCUUUCUUGCUGGCCUGGGCUUCAGUGGUGGUGUUAUUUCCUCCUUCCCCAGUUCUGUGUGGCCAACCCGACCCCCACCUGCUGCAUCUACAACAACCAAACAGUCGGUGAAGCCAGUUGUGCCUGCCACUGAGUCUGUCUCGUCUCAAGGCUCUGAUGGUGACACUGUGGCCAAAGACGGGGAGGGGGCUGAAGAAGGUGGGAAAGGUGGCAAAGGGGAAGGCGAAGAUGGAGAGAAAGACGGGGAGGAGGAGGAAGAACAGGAAAAUGACGUCAAGGACAAGAAAGUGUCGCCAGAAGUCAAAGAAACUCAGGAUAACAAGACCGAAGUGAAGGUACCCACCACAGCCUCUCCAACAUCAACUGCUAAAGAGAAAAAAGAAGAGGAUAAUGGUGCUGAAACUGUGGAGACACCACCGCAUGCAUUCCCAACUGAAACCCUCGAAGACCAGCUCAUGCAAGGGACAAAGAGCCCAGCAGAAGUUGACACACUAGCUCCCAACAUGGAGUCACCCAACAGUACUUCUGAAACACAGGAUCCUGAAAGGCCAUCAUUGACCACCAAACCAGACAGCGAAGAGAGGAAUAUCUGGCCCUUCUCAAUUCAUACAGAAAGAAAUACUGUUUCCAACAUGACAAGGCAUCCCUCGUAUGUUUCAAACAAGAUGGAGUGGAUCAUCCCUUUGGUUGUUGUCUCCGCUCUGACCUUUGUGUGCCUCAUUCUUUUGGUGGCUGUGCUGGUAUACUGGAGGAGGUGUUUCCAGACAGCUCAUUUCUAUGUGGAGGACAGCAGCUCUCCCAGAGUGGUACCCAAUGAAAGCAUACCAGUUAUACCAAUACCAGACGAUAUGGAGGCCAUUCCAGUCAAGCAGUUUGUGAAGCACAUCUCUGAGCUCUAUUCUAAUAACCAACAUGGAUUUUCAGAGGAAUUUGAGGAAGUGCAGCGGUGCACUGCUGACAUGAAGAUCACAGCAGAACACUCCAAUCACCCAGACAACAAGCACAAGAACAGAUACAUCAAUAUUGUUGCAUAUGAUCACAGCAGGGUGAAACUGCGCCCUCUAGCUGGAAAGGAUGCAAAACACAGUGACUACAUUAAUGCGAAUUAUGUUGAUGGCUACAACAAGUCAAAGGCCUACAUUGCAACACAGGGACCUCUGAAGUCCACUUUUGAAGACUUUUGGAGGAUGAUUUGGGAACAGAACACAGGGAUCAUUGUUAUGAUCACAAAUUUAGUCGAGAAAGGCAGGAGAAAAUGUGAUCAGUAUUGGCCAACAGAAAACAGCGAAGAAUACGGAAACAUCAUUGUGACACUGAAGAGCACCCAAGUGCAUGCGUGCUACACGUUACGGCGCUUCACAAUACGGAAUACAAAAAUCAAAAAGGGUCAGAAAGGGAACCCUAAGGGACGUCAGAAUGAGCGGACUGUGAUCCAGUAUCACUACACACAGUGGCCUGACAUGGGUGUGCCAGAGUAUGCUCUGCCUGUCCUGACCUUUGUCAGGAGAUCAUCAGCUGCCAGGACUGCAGACAUGGGCCCAGUGCUGGUGCAUUGCAGCGCUGGUGUUGGAAGAACUGGAACAUACAUUGUAAUUGACAGCAUGUUACAGCAGAUAAAAGAUAAAAGCACAGUCAAUGUCCUCGGUUUCCUCAAACACAUCAGGACACAGCGCAACUACCUCGUCCAGACUGAGGAGCAGUACAUCUUUACCCAUGAUGCCUUGCUGGAAGCUAUCCUUGGCAAAGAAACAGAAGUAUAUGCCAGUCAGCUACACAGCUAUGUCAAUAGCAUCCUCACCCCCGGGCCUGGUGGAAAGAUGCAUCUGGAAAAGCAAUUUAAGCUGGUGACUCAGUGCAAUGCCAGAUAUGUGGAGUGCUUCAGUGCCCAAAAGGAGUGCAACAAAGAGAAAAACAGAAACUCAUCAGUGGUGCCAUCGGACCGUGCAAGGGUAGGUCUUGCACCUCUUCCUGGCAUGAAAGGUACAGACUACAUCAAUGCCUCUUACAUAAUGGGCUACUACAGGAGCAAUGAGUUCAUCAUAACACAGCAUCCCCUGCCUCACACUACAAAAGACUUCUGGCGGAUGAUUUGGGACCACAAUGCUCAAAUCAUUGUCAUGCUGCCAGAUAACCAGAGUUUGGCUGAGGAUGAAUUUGUAUAUUGGCCGAGCCGUGAAGAAUCCAUGAACUGUGAGGCCUUUACUGUAACCCUGAUUAGCAAAGACAGACUCUGCCUUUCAAAUGAAGAGCAAAUUAUCAUACAUGAUUUUAUCCUGGAAGCAACACAGGAUGAUUAUGUGCUGGAAGUCCGUCAUUUUCAGUGCCCCAAAUGGCCAAACCCUGAUGCCCCAAUUAGCAGCACCUUUGAACUUAUCAAUGUAAUCAAGGAAGAGGCAAUGACCCGAGAUGGACCAACCAUAGUGCAUGAUGAGUUUGGUGCAGUUUCAGCAGGAAUGUUUUGUGCCCUUACAACCCUAUCUCAGCAGCUUGAGAACGAAAAUGCUGUGGACGUUUAUCAAGUUGCUAAAAUGAUAAACCUCAUGAGGCCAGGAGUUUUCACAGAUAUUGAACAAUACCAGUACCUUUACAAAGCAAUGCUCAGCUCGGUCAGCACGAAGGAGAAUGGAACUGGCCCUCUGGCAAUUGAUAAAAAUGGCACUGUUGUGAUAACAGAUGAAUCGGACCCUGCAGAAAGCAUGGAGUCUCUUGUUUGAAGAUGGAAAACCUUGGGAGAGGCACUUCAUUUGUAAAACACAAAGGACUAGGCAGACUUUUUUGAGGCCUUUUUUUGCCAGACUCUUGGUUAAAAAAAACCUGAUUACUUUUUUACACUGAUAUAAAGUUUUUGAUAUUUAUUUUUUGCCAUUUUAUGUCUUAAUGUUGUCCUACUGAGCGUUCGCACCUGCGUUUAAUUUCACACGAGGAAACACAAUUCUUCCUAGUUUGCACUAUAUUAUCAGUGUUACUGCCUAUAAUAAUCCAAUUGACAAUGUUGGUCAUUGAGCCCUAACGUGACAUUCCAUGGCAGCCCUCAAUUCUUUUGCUCUCCAACCAUUUGGAAAAGGAAGUGAUGUAUCACCUGCUGUUUAUUAUAGUAAAGAAGACAAUGGAUGGUGCAGUCAGGAGAUUGCUUUUUAGCAAUCUGUUUAAAUGCAUUGAAUAACACACGUAGCAUUACGAAGUCAUGGUUCUCUGUAGUGUAACUAUGCUUUGUUCUGUACAGUUAAAUGAUGUACAUUUGUUUUGCUUAGAAAUGUACCAGGCUCAUUUCUAUAAUCCAUGUAGCAAUAGGCUCUUUUUUGUAUUUUAUUUUUUUCCUUCAGGUUACUGUUAUUUUUUAAGUCAAGUCCAUAUUUUAAAAGGUGGUAUAAUAAAAAAACUACUGUGAAGUUAGAUUUUUAGGCAGAUUUUUUUAAUAUACCAAACUUGGUUUUUUGUAAGUGUCUUUAACCUUGACCUCCUUCAACUUUCCCUAGUCCCACUUCCUAGAAAUGGCAUAUUGAUUUCAGAGUAAAGACUCAUUUAAUUUAAAGCCAAAAAAGGUGAAUUUGUGUUGUUAAUAUUCAAUACGAGAACAAUUAUGUGACAAAUUACUUAAUAACUGAAAACAUGUAAACUGUGUAAUGUUUACUGUCCCUGUGUAGGGACCAUGGUUUUUAUCAUGGUCUGCUGCUUCUAAUGUAAUGCUGAUAACAACAAAGUGAGGCAAUACAGAGCACCAGUUUAGGAUUCUAGAUAAAGUGUGGGGAUCCUGCAGCAUUUGUUGGAAUAAGUUCCAUCCUUGGUUACGGAAAAAUAACAUUUUAAAUUAAUUAUAAAAAAUCUACUUUAAAGACUAGACUUCUUUAAUUCUAUGUGCAGGAUGAAUUUAAGAUUUGUUUUUAUCCAUUAUGCAUCAUAUUAUUAUAACUGUUCCCUGGGUUUAAUUUGCUAGUGCACUAAAUCAUCACGCAUCAUGUAAACAAUUUUUUCAAAGUGGUCUCAUUAUUUAAGCAGUGGCCUCGGUAAAAUGGCAUUGAGCUUGAAUGUUCACUGUAUCACUGAUUAAGGGAUGUGCUAUGCACUUGAAUAACUUUUUGCUUUGUUUUGGGGUCUCAAGUCCCUUAUCCAACAUUUUUCACGGAGAUGCAUCACAUUUUAUAACUAAUUAUAACUAAAUUCAAUGCCUUGAAUUGCUCUUUGCCUCAAAACAGUGUCUGGUUGUAAAAAAAAUCAUGUUUAGGCACAAAAAAAGUUCAAAUUUGAAUUAAAAUUAAACUUUUGAAAUGCAACCCAUUAUACAGCACAACUGCCUUGAUAUUAGAAUUUUUGUGUUGUAUUUCUUGAUAGAAAAUUUGGGAAAAACAGAAUCAACUUUACCAAAGAUAUUGGACUAAUUUCCACAAAGAACAGAGCUUUUUCUUCUGCUAAUGUUUAAGUUUAACUAUGUUUCAGUCCCAGUGAUUGAAAGAAAUUUCAGGUUUGCUUGACAUUCAUUUGUUUGCUGGUGGUAAUUAUAUAAUGCCAACAUUUUGCUGAUUAUUUGUUUAUUUUUUAUUUAUUUUCACAGCACAUAGCAAUUGAGUAAAUGCUUACUCUUGUAUUCCCUUUCAUAUUAAAGAAUAUUCUGUAGUUCUCUGAUAACAGCACAUUCUAGGCCUUAGCUCUUACUGCUUCAGUUGCCCUUACAAUAUUUGUUUUGUAAGCCACGCAAACAGGAACAAGAAAAUAGUUUUUCAUGUAAAGAUAUAAAUAACAAUAAUAUUAACAGGCUGUAAUCUGGGAGAAAAUCAACCAUACCACCAUUAUCAUCAUAAAUCUCCAGUGAAAUUGCUGUUUAUUAUUCACAAAGGGAGACUUUUUCUACAUCUGACAUUUAACUUGUAAAAUUAGGCAAUGAAGCGAAACAUUCAAAUUUUGUUUCUUUUCUUGUCUCCUAAUGAGGAGAUCGUUAAAUGAAGUCACAGCUCUCCAACAUUUGGGGUAGUGACUUGAUUCUUGAUUAUUUGUGAAGGCAUUGUAGGGUAACUAGCAAAUUUACUUUAAAAAAACAAAUCACAGUUUGCUUAUAUCACCCACUACUUUUAUUCCAUUUUUAACACUAGUGUGUAUCAUAAAAAUGUACAUAAUUUGUUGCUUUACUAACCAUCUUCUGGAAACUUUGUAUCUAUGGUAUAUAAUCAUAGAAUUUUAUAUUUUCAUAUAAAGCUAUUUUUUUUCUAGUUUCAACUCCUUCAUAGUUUUUUGUGGUGGAUAUGUGGAAACUUAAGUCUCCGUGCAUUGAAGUAGUGAGUACUGUCAUCACAUUCCAAAAGAAUUCCACUCGUACUAUAAUUUUGAAGCAGUGAUUGUGAAUUAUUGGAUUCUUUUUAGUUUUUUUUUUACAAUUCUGUUGUCAGUGUGUGCAAUAGAAAUAGUACCAGCCAGUCACUGAAUAAGUUUUUCAUUUACCCAUUUGAAAAAUGUGGGCGUUUCUCCUCUUUUGUAACUUGAAAGAUUUUUUUGUUUUGUUGAAAGCUAUAUCAAAUCAUUCUAUUAUAGUGUUAUUUAAUAUGUAAAUUGUAUUGCUAUACAUAAAAUAAAGUAUGGGUUUUGAUGUAC
Messenger RNA from Lepisosteus oculatus (spotted gar), 7612 nucleotides. It is a transcript of the gene ptprga, whose product is annotated as protein tyrosine phosphatase receptor type Ga. Gene Ontology annotation, molecular function: protein binding; protein tyrosine phosphatase activity. NCBI's taxonomy places the organism in Eukaryota, Metazoa, Chordata, Actinopteri, Semionotiformes, Lepisosteidae. The record is from RefSeq and is a predicted model, not a curated record. Gene Ontology annotation, biological process: protein dephosphorylation.